ACAAUUUAUGGUCCGAAAGAUAGUAUGAAAAGAAUCAAUCGGCUACCUGGAGAGUUUCGGGGAAAAUAUGAAUGUUCAGCGCUUCCGUCCUGUUGAAAUAGCAAUCGGAAACCCUUUCACAUGAACCAACGGGUCAGACUCAAGCUCAUGGAAGGAGACAGACGGCCCUUCGUAUUAUAUGUGGCUUCAAUUUAUUUCCUGCUCUGUUGUGGAUCAUGCUCGGUUAUCGUAGAAGGCCCCAGUAACGUCACGGCGCUCACAGGUUCCGACGCCAGCUUUCUUUGCACCGUGGCUGCCGGCUGGAAGAGUCUCUCCUGGAUUUUUAAUGGAGUUUUUGCCGUCAGUAUCACAUCCACGUCUGGGGCCGUUGUGGACAGCAACCAAAUUACGGUGCGAAACAGCACAAACAUAAUUACGGGGGAAUUCACGUCCGAGAUGACCGUUCGAAACGUCAAUUACAGUAACUCGGGGAUGGUCCAGUGCCAAAGCUUAUCUUCAGAGCCUAAAGAAGCCUUUCUAUCCGUACAAGUUAAUGGAUCAUUGAAGAUAACCAAUGGCAGCCUCACAGUGCCAUCGAAUAUCACCAUAGACCUUUUCUGUACAUUCCUGAAGUGGUAUCCAAUGCCUCGCAUCACCUGGGAGAUAAACAAUACUUUAGCAAGUAGCUUGGACUACGUGGUUGACUUUGUCACUGGGAAGGAUGGGUUAGUCAAUGGAACGAGUGUCUUGACACUGCGUCCUCAGGAUAAAGUGACUGUAACCUGUUUAGCGAGCAUAGAAACGCUACCCAAACCCCAAUCUACAUCCGUGGAAAUAGUUGUAAAGGAAAAUAUUUCAGGAGCCAAAACGGAUAACACAAAGAUUAUAAUUAUCGCGGUUACCGUGUCCGUCGGCUGCUUGCUCCUUCUGAUUAUUAUCGUUGUCGUUGUGGUGUGCUGUUGCAAAAAGAAGAAAAAAGGUACGGGCGAACGUUCGUUUGGCGGACGAUAUCAUUAUAUUCUAGGGAUUUCGAUCCCGCGAUCAAAUUUGGAGGAUUAUUUUGGGAAAUCCAUUAGCUGUAAUGGAACAGAGGCUUUCAUGCAAAAUUCAUACCGUAAAAUUCAUUACAGCGCAGGAGCCGAGGAGGGACAUAAAGAGGCACUUUCAUACCACACGGAAAUAAUACUUUAAACAAGGACGCUGCUCGAAUGUUUGUGCCCUUGAUGACUUUUAUUAAUCAUUUUUGUGUUCUCAAGGCACAAUUAAAGUAAA
Molecule: messenger RNA, 1251 nt
Organism: Spea bombifrons (plains spadefoot toad)
Lineage: Eukaryota; Metazoa; Chordata; Amphibia; Anura; Pelobatidae
Gene: IGSF5
Product: immunoglobulin superfamily member 5
Exons: 5
Coding region: 121-1170 (349 amino acids)
Biological process (GO): cell-cell adhesion
Source: RefSeq, a predicted model, not a curated record